This is a messenger RNA of Saprolegnia diclina VS20, 861 nucleotides long. RefSeq lists its product as hypothetical. Bases 1 to 861 code for a protein of 286 amino acids. The record is from RefSeq and is a predicted model, not a curated record. The transcript is spliced from 3 exons. NCBI's taxonomy places the organism in Eukaryota, Oomycota, Saprolegniomycetes, Saprolegniales, Saprolegniaceae.
AUGGCGCACCUCGAGACGAACCCGCGGGUGAGUCUGCACUCGAUCGCUGGAGUCGCGUCGUGCUGCUACGUCGAGAGCAUGGACGUUGCCUUCGACAUGGGCAUCGUCUUUGGCAAGGCCGUCGGGCGCAAGCACGUCUUCAUCACGCAUGGUCACAUUGACCACAUCAAAGCGCUACCGGGCCACGCCGGUGAGCGGUCGCUCUCGAAAGCGGCACCGGCCACGUACUAUGUGCCCGCGCCGCUCGUGGAGCAUGUCAAGCAGAUCUUAGCGAGCUUUGAGAUCAUGCAAGAAAGUCCGCUGCCGGCGACGAUCGUCGCGGUCGAGGCCGGCAUGAGCUUUCGCAUCUCGCAUACGGUUCUUGUCAAGGCCUUUCCCACGGUCCACCGCGUGCCCAGCUUUGGCUAUGUUGCCUACGCCAUCACAAAGCGCUUGGGCGACGAGUUCAAGGACCUUCCGCGCGACGAGCUCAUCGCGCUGCGCAAGGCCAAGGUGCCGAUCGACAUUGAGACGCUCACGCCAAUGGUCGCGUACACGGGCGAUACGCAAGUGGCCUUCUUCGAUUCGAGCAACGAGGCCAACUGCGGCGACUUUUUCAAAGCCAAAGUCCUCGUCACCGAGUGCACGUACGUGGGUGACGCGAUCCCACCCGCGACCGCGGCCGAGCGGGGCCACAUGCACCUGUUGCAGCUUGCGGCGAUGCAAGAUCGCUUCCUAAACGAAACCCUCAUCCUGACGCACUGCUCGCCCCGGUACAGCGCCAAGGCGCUCGCGGACGCUGUCCGAUUGCAGUGGCAUGAAAAUACUGGCCAGCAGGUGUGGCUUGCGCAUGGUGCCGAGAGUGCCCUCGUCCGAGGUUAA